Molecule: messenger RNA, 1795 nt
Organism: Parathielavia appendiculata
Lineage: Eukaryota; Fungi; Ascomycota; Sordariomycetes; Sordariales; Chaetomiaceae
Product: Nucleotidylyl transferase
Exons: 6
Coding region: 1-1710 (569 amino acids)
Biological process (GO): arginyl-tRNA aminoacylation; mitochondrial translation
Cellular component (GO): cytoplasm; mitochondrion
Molecular function (GO): arginine-tRNA ligase activity; ATP binding
Source: RefSeq, a predicted model, not a curated record
AUGUCCCCACCUGAUAUACUUCUCAUACAGGGGAUGUUCCCAUUCAAUGCAGAUACCGUUCACAGCCCCAAUGAUACCUACUGUCUGUCCAUUGCGGCUGCUCUCGAGGAGCUGGUAAAUUGCGACCGACUUCUGCUCUACGACUCGCUUCAGCGGAUCUCGACGCCGUCUGAGGAGGGCUUGGUGCUGGUGCUGCCGGGGUUGGAACUAAAGCAUGCCAAAGCGAAUGACUUGGCUGUUGAGUUGGCUUUCAGGACUUAUUCGUUUUGUUUACGGUUUCCGGCGCUGCUGCCAGUCAACCCACCGAUGCCUCAAGACAACUAUCUCCAGUUCUUCUACUCCUGCAAAUUGCUCCAUCGCCAGAUCCUCCCUUUCAUCCAUGAGCGCAAGGCAUCCUACGGCAACACCACCACCACCCCCCCAACUCUAGUAUCCGAGCAUCACCAGAACAAGAAGAAGAAGAAAAGGGCCAUCAUCGAGUUCUCGUUCCCAAGCAUUCCCAAGGAGUUCCACGCGGGCCACCUCCGCAGCACCAUCCUCGGCGCCCUCAUCGCCAACCUGUACGAGAGCCGGGGGUGGGACGUCGUCCGGCUGAACUACCUCGGCGAUUCGGGCAAGCGGUUCGGCCGCUGGUGGUGGGCGCAGCCGCUCAAGCACCUGCUCAAUGUGUACGUCAAGAUCAAUGCCGAUUUCAAGCCUGAGGAGCCUGAGAGUAAGAAGGCGAGGGAUGAGGGACGGGAUACAGCGGAAAUUCAGUCGCGCGGGUUGGGAGAUGCGGAGGCGCUGGCGCUGUGGAAGCGAUUUCGCGAUAUCAGUAUCGAACGGUAUGUCGAUAUUUAUGCUCGGUUGGGGAUCCACUUUCAUGGGUAUGCCGGGGAAUCGCAAGUCAACCCGGCUACGGUGGCGGAGGUCGAGGCAAUCUUGAAAGCAAAGGGGGUCUACGAAGAGGACCAAGGGUUGUGGCUGAUCGACUUUGCAAAACACGGCGCGAAGCACUUCGGGACAGCCAUCGUGCGAGGCCGGACAGGCACAACAACAUAUCUCCUACGGGACGUCGCCUCCAUCCUGUGCCGAGCAAGGCAAUACUCCUUCGACGAGAUGCUCUACAUUGUCUCGUCUGAAGAAGACGCCUACUUCCAGCGCGUCUUCAAUACAGUCGACCUCCUCAACCAUCCCGACCAUCCCACCCUCGCAACCAAGUGUAAACACGUCAACUUCGGCAAGGUCAUGGGCAUGUCCACGCGCCUAAGCAAGGUAGAACUGCUCAGCGACAUACUAGACCGGUGCGCGGGCGCGAUGCACGACGUGAUGCGCGUCAACGCCGCCAAGUACGCCCAGCAUGGUCCAGGACAUGUCGCACAAGCGCAUCAACAACUACCCCCCUUCGACAUGGCCCGCAUGACGUCCUCUAAGGGCGACACGGAGCCGUAUCUGCAGUACUGCCACGCGCGGCUGUCGUCGGUUUUGAGGAACGCGAGGGGUGGUGCGGGCGGCGUUGAUAUUACUCAGGCUGCUGCCGGUUCUGAUAUGAUUGUCAUGGAGGAGCUUGACUAUUCGUACCUUGAGGACGAGCACUCGGCGGCCUUGUUCCGGACUACGGCGCAGUACCCUGACCCGUCGACCGUCUUGACGUAUCUGUUUCGUCUGGCUCACCAGCUCUCGUCGAGCUAUGACGUGCUGCAGGUGGUUGGGGCACCGAGGAAGGCCUAGUGCGGCACUCGCUCGGGCGGUGUUGUAUGAGAAUGCACGACAGGUGUUGGGGAAUGGAAUGCGGCAGCUUAGUAUCAAACCUGUG